Dunckerocampus dactyliophorus (ringed pipefish) is the source of this 585-nucleotide messenger RNA. RefSeq names its product acylphosphatase 1, erythrocyte (common) type (gene acyp1). The coding region runs from base 2 to 403 and encodes 133 amino acids. NCBI's taxonomy places the organism in Eukaryota, Metazoa, Chordata, Actinopteri, Syngnathiformes, Syngnathidae. Gene Ontology annotation, molecular function: acylphosphatase activity. The transcript is spliced from 3 exons. The record is from RefSeq and is a predicted model, not a curated record.
CAUGCGUCGCGUUUAUAAUUACGUCAUCAGUCGUCACUUCAGCGAGGAAGGUUCUGCAGAAAAACAAUUCUCCCAAUACCUCCAGUCAAUACCCCUGAAAUUCAGUAUGUCUGAUGCUGACUUAAUUUCCGUCGAUUAUGAAGUAUUUGGAAAAGUGCAAGGUGUCUUUUUCCGGAAAUACACACAGGCUGAGGGGAAGAAGCUUGGCCUUGUAGGUUGGGUCCAAAACACAGGCGCAGGAACUGUGCAAGGUCAGCUCCAGGGUCAACGUAAGAAGGUGAAAGAAAUGCAAGAAUGGCUUAAGUCAACUGGGAGCCCCAAGUCACACAUAAUCAAGGCAGAGUUCAGGAACGAGAAAGCGGUUUCCAGCCUAGAACACUCAGCUUUUAACAUUGUGAAAUAAGAAAAUGUAUGCACGCUAUUAACCUACACCCACAUAUUUAUUUUGUCUGUCUGUCUUAUUAUAUAUUGAAAAGUAUUAACUGUGACAUACAGAAAAGUAGACAUGUAAAAUACUCCUGAACAUCUAUAAAAUCUGGAAAGGUUUUAAUAAACAGGAAAGCACAGGAAUGGAUUUCAAACUAC